This is a messenger RNA of Chenopodium quinoa (quinoa), 942 nucleotides long. RefSeq lists its product as uncharacterized. The coding region runs from base 1 to 942 and encodes 313 amino acids. The record is from RefSeq and is a predicted model, not a curated record. NCBI's taxonomy places the organism in Eukaryota, Viridiplantae, Streptophyta, Magnoliopsida, Caryophyllales, Amaranthaceae. Gene Ontology annotation, molecular function: zinc ion binding. The transcript has a single exon.
AUGAGUGAUCCUAACGUUGGAUUCACUGAGUCGCGAGCCUGUCAUAGGUUUUGUGUUCGCCACAUAGCGUCUAACUUGAGGACACACGUGCGAAGCAACGAGAUGAGAGAUGCGUUCAAGGGUGCGGCUUACCAAAGGCAAGAAAGAAAACUCCACACUGAUUUGUGUUUCAUCGGUCAGGAGUGUCCCAAGGCCAUGGAGUACAUUGUUCAAGUCCCUUUCAGUGCCUGGUCUCUCUUUCACGAUGCAGGUCGCCGAUUUGGGAUAUGUACUACUAACUUCUCUGAAACUUUUAACAAUGUGCUUAAAGGAGCCCGGUUUCUACCGAUCAUGUCUCUUGUCGAGUUAACUUUCUACAGGGUUAACAAGUACUUCACGCUUAGAAGGGAGUCUUCUGAGACGAGGUAUGAACUAGGACUUCCAUACCCCCCCAAGGUCAUUGCCAUUCUUGAGAAGAACACUGCAACUGCAAGAUAUCACAGGGUCGAAGCAUAUAAUCGCCGAUUGCAUAUUUACCAGGUCACAACUGAAAAGGGGGAGCGAUUUGGUUGCAAGGGAGGUCAUAAGCAUACGGUUAACUUUCAACUUCUGACGUGUACGUGCAACAAACCGAAGAUAUUCCAUCUCCCAUGUUCUCACGUUCUAGCCGUUUGUGCGACGUACUCAUUGUCAGAGCGUCCAUGGGUAGACCCUUCGCUUCAAUCAAAGGCCUACACCGACACGUAUGCAGCCCAAUUAUGGCCUAUCCCCUGUGAGACAACUUGGGAGCAGUACGUCGGCCCGAAGAUCAUUGCCGACAGCAGCAUGGUUCGUGGGAGAGGGCGACCGAGGUCAAAACGCAUACGCAACGAAAUGGAUGAGACUAACCGGCCACCCACCAGAUGUAGCAGAUGCCAUCAGCAAGGUCACAACAGGACAACGUGUCCAGCCAGAACGACGUAG